This is a messenger RNA of Dictyostelium purpureum, 2076 nucleotides long. RefSeq lists its product as uncharacterized. Gene Ontology annotation, biological process: transcription initiation at RNA polymerase I promoter. Lineage: Eukaryota; Evosea; Eumycetozoa; Dictyosteliales; Dictyosteliaceae. The coding region runs from base 1 to 2076 and encodes 691 amino acids. Gene Ontology annotation, molecular function: RNA polymerase I general transcription initiation factor activity; RNA polymerase I core binding. The record is from RefSeq and is a predicted model, not a curated record. The transcript has 3 exons. Gene Ontology annotation, cellular component: nucleus.
AUGUGUAUGCCGAUGGAAGUACAAACCCAAACUACUUCACCACAAACUAUAAAUCCAAUACCUUCAUAUGAGGUAUUAUGGAAUAAAGCUAUAUCAAGCUCUAAACCAAAUUUAACCGAUUUAAUAAACUUUGAUUGGACACAAUCAGAACAAACAGUUAAUAAUUUUGUAGAUUUUUUAAUAAAUUUGGUUUCAUUUAAAUCAACAUUUGCUUUCGAAUGUUUUAAUAUAUUAAUAAUUGCUUUUGAACCAUACAAGAUUGCUAUUAAAAAUCAAAGUAAGGUUUCAUAUGAAAAAUGGGAAUUAAUAUCUAUGAAAGUCCAUUUUUCUUUUAAUAAAAUUUUAUCAGUUAUUCCACUUAGUUCAUCUAUAUUAGCAAAAAUUAUUGUAAAUAAAUUCCCACAUAAAUCACAUCCAGCCGAUGUUCAACAUUUCUAUUUAAAGAAUGCACUCUAUGUUACACGUUACUGCCAAUCAAUUAGUCAAACUAUUAUUUCAGCUGCCAUCUCCUCAAUGAUCCAAAUAGAUGUUUCAAUUUCAAUUGAUGAAAUGCCAGAUGAUGAAGAUUUACAAUUCGAUAUAGAAGGUUCCGAAACAAAUACUGCAGAAGAACAAGAAGGUAAAAUCAAUGCACAAAAAUUAGAUAUCCUUAUGAACUUGAUGCUGGAUUAUCUUGAUGUUAGGUUUGGUAUUGCAAAGAAAGAUUCUGGUAAUAUAUUUUAUUUCGCUGGCUGUGAACAACAAGAUAUUCAAACUCAAGACGAAAUAUUCAAUAAUUUGGUCAAAGUUUUCGAUUCAACAGUACUCCCAACCUACAAAUCAAAAUAUACUCAAUAUCUCUUAUUUUAUAUUUGUCGUAUACAGCAAAAGAACAAUAGUUUUCCUCCACUAAAUACAAAUCUGUCACUACUAUCACAGUUGCCGACAAUAUCAUCAUCUUUAUCAUCCAACUACAACAACAGCAGUAACAGUAAUAGUAUGAUGAGUACAUCACCAGUCUUUUACACACCAUCAUUUAAUAAAUUAAAUAAUUCAUCACCAAAUAGUUAUAAAAAAUCACCAAUUUCAUUCCCAUCAAGCUGCUCACCAAAGAAAUCAUUCAAAAACUUUUUACAUUUAGAUCCAAUUAAAACUGAUAGCAAUACAACUAUAAUAUAUGCAGAAUCAUUCAUCAGAUAUCUUUUUGGUAAACUUUGUAAUGAAACUAUUCAUUCUAUGCAUAGACACGCUUGUGCCGCUUAUAUUGGUGGUUUUGUUUCAAGAGCAAGUUAUUUACCACACCAUAUUGUAAAAUUAGUUUUCAAAGAUCUCUUAGGUUUUGCUAUGAAUUAUGUAGAUCGUGUAGAUGUCAAGAGCAACCCAAAUGUUGGUCCAGAUCCAUACAAUCACUCAUUAUUUUACUCAGUUUGCCAAUCAAUUUAUUAUAUAUUUUGCUUUAGAAAUACAAUCAUUUUAGAAAUUAGCAAUGAUAAAGAAGAUAAAAAGAAUGAAAAACAACGUGAAUUUUGGCAAGAUCUUCAUGCAGCCUUUAAAAAGAUUAGUACAAGUCGUUUAAAUCCAUUUAAAGUUUGUCUCAAAUCAGUUGUACGUCAAUUUUGUUGUGUUUGUUUAAGAGUUGGAAUUUUUCAAAAAUGUACAGGUAUUUUAAAAACAAAUAAAAAUAUUUUACUCUCAAAAACAACCGUUUCAAGUGCAUCAUCAGCCCCAACCGUUUCAAAUAAUCAAUUCGACUCUUUCUUCCCAUUCGAUCCAUACCUUUUAUACCACAGCAGUAAAUUCUUUCAAAACUCCUAUAUUCAUUGGAAAGAUAUUCGUAAAGAUGGUGAUGAGGAAAAUUUAGAGGAUUUAUCAGAUCAAGAAACCGAAGAUGAAGAUGACAUUUUAGAUAAAUUAUCAAGUGAGUCAGAUUCAGAAUUUUCAGAUUUCGAUGGAAGUGAUACAGAUGAUGAUACAGAUGAUGACGAAGAAGAAGAUGGAAGUGAUGCAGAUGUAAAUAAUUUAACUCAAGAAUUUAUGUCAUUUACUCCAACAGAAUUCGAUUUAAAUUAUCAUAUGAAAAAUCGAAAAUAUUAUUAA